Molecule: messenger RNA, 951 nt
Organism: Monosiga brevicollis MX1
Lineage: Eukaryota; Choanoflagellata; Craspedida; Salpingoecidae
Exons: 3
Coding region: 1-951 (316 amino acids)
Source: RefSeq, a predicted model, not a curated record
AUGGUAACGGUAUCUCUCUCUAUUCACCAUCCGCUUCAAACCGCUUUGCUUGCUUCUCUAUCCACCACCAAUCUCAUGAGCCCCCUCCAAGGCCCCGACCAGGAAAGUCCGGUACCAAGCACAAACGAUCAGUCACCACGCACACACACACACACACAAAGCAAGACACGUCAAGCAGCCCGCCGAUGCCGAUGCCCACCGCUGCCAAAAAAGGGCAGCACCAACAUCAAAAGCACAAGCAAAAGCAAAAGCAAUGGCAAACAAUUGAAAGGAAGAAAAAUGCAAGCAACACACACACACACACGACGGUUUGCGCCGGUCAAUCGGAUCGCCACGCCCAACGUACCUGCCAAAUCUAUUGGCUCGGCCGAUCGAGCCCCCGUGUAUUUCUUUCUUCUGCGCACCAACCACACCCAUCGAGAGUGUAAUUCGUCUCAGUCUCUCUCUUUUUAUGUAUCUCUCAAACUCUCUCUUUCUCUCAAACUCUCUCUCUCUCAAACCCUCUCUCUCAAACUCUCUCUCUCAAACUCUCUCUCUCAAACUCUCUCUCUCAAUCUCUCUCUCUCAAACUCUCUCUCUCUAACUCUCUCUCUCAAACUCUCUCUCUCAAACUCUCUCUCUCAAACUCUCUCUCUCAAACUCUCGCUCUCUAACUCUCUCUCUCUAACUCUCUCUCUCAAACUCUCUCUCUCAAACUCUCGCUCUCUAACUCUCUCUCUCAAACUCUCUCUCUCAAACUCUCUCUCUCAAACUCUCUCUCUCAAACUCUCUCUCUCAAACUCUCUCCGUCUCUCAAACUCUCUCUCUCUUUCUCACGCCUUGUGUACGAACAACGUGUACUGCCCCUCUGCCAGCCAUGACAGCUCGCCUCUUUCACCACAAAAAUGGGGCUCGUACCUACAACAUGUACUGCCCCUUUGCCAGCCAUGCCAUUCCAAGCCCGUUGGCUAA